This is a messenger RNA of Clarias gariepinus (North African catfish), 1588 nucleotides long. RefSeq lists its product as uncharacterized. The transcript has 8 exons. Lineage: Eukaryota; Metazoa; Chordata; Actinopteri; Siluriformes; Clariidae. The coding region runs from base 1 to 1053 and encodes 350 amino acids. The record is from RefSeq and is a predicted model, not a curated record. Gene Ontology annotation, molecular function: protein binding.
AUGGUCCUAAAAGCACUCACAGUAUUUUCUGAGGAAGUAGAUUUCAAUGCUCAGGUAGCCGAGCUGUUGGCCGUGAAGACCCAGCUGGAGAGCGUGAAGAAACAGAACGCUGAGCACCUGAAGGUGGCGUUCAGCGCCGGAUUACCUGCAGGACAGAGAGGACCGUUUACCACUGAAACCACUCUGGUCUACAGUAAAGUCAUCAGCAACGUCGGAGAAGCUUAUAACCCACACACAGGCAUGUUCACGGCUCCAGUUAAAGGCGCGUACUACAUUCGCUUCACAGCCGCCGCCUACCACAGCAAUGACAACAACAUGGGCGUUCAUUUAUACAAGAACAAGGAGCACCUGAUGCACCUGGGCGAGUACGACAAAGACGGCACGGCGAGACACGUGUCCGGUGCUCUGGUGCUCAAGCUGGAGGUUGGAGACGUUGUUGCGCAGGAAGUGGAAUCUUAUGGAGACUGUCAACCUUCAUGUGAAGAGCUAAAGCAGCUCAGAGAGCUGGUGUACCAACAGGCAGCCGCUUUAUCUGAGAUCAAGACCAAGAUGGUGUACAUGGAAAAGGAGAACGCAGCUCAAGCAGCCGAGCUGUUGGCGGUGAAGAGCGAGCUGGAGAGCUUGAAGAAACCUAAGCCUGAACGUCCGAAGGUGGCGUUCAGCGCUGGAUUACCUGCAGGACAGUUAGGACCAUUUAACACUGAAACCACUCUGGUCUACAGUAAAGUCGUCACCAACAUCGGAGGAGCUUUUAACCCACACACAGGCAUGUUCACAGCUCCGGUUAGAGGUGUGUACUACAUCCGCUUCACAGGUGCCGCCUACAACACUGACUCCAAUAACAUGGGCAUUAACCUUUACAAAAACAACAACUUGCUCCUGCACCUGGGCGAAGGCGCCAAAGACGGUCAACUCAGACACGUGUCCAGCGGCCUGGUGCUCGAGCUGCAGCCUGGAGACGUUGUGUAUCUCCGCCUCUUUGCCGACUACGCCCUCUACGAUGACCAGCUGCUGCGCAACACCUUCAGCGGCUUCCUUCUUUACCCUUCCUGAUUAACCUCUAAUGCAAUGAGUUUAUCUGCACUCAAGUGUAAUUCUGUUAAAUACUUUCAAUUCAUUAUGUUACAAGCGAUAAUGUUUAGACUGAAGGAGUGACACAUCACAUGACCUUUAUGAACAUAAUUAAAAUUAAGAACUAAAAUGUAAAUAUUUCUGGCUGUGGUUCAUGUUUAUUAUCCAGGAAGAGCUUCCAGAUACCAUGUUUCAUCUUUUGUGUAGUUACAACAACAACAUACAGUAAUGAGGACUUCAUGAACUUUUUCAAUAACAAUAUUGUAAAUAUUAGGCAAAACAUUCAGGCUUUGAAAACAGACAAUUUAAGUGAUACAGAUGAUAAACUAACCACACCACAUCAGAACCUAGAAUACUUUCCUCCCCUUAAAGAGAAUAAACUAAUUUCACUAAUCUCUUCUUUAUAAUCGUCAACCUGUGAAUUAGAUCCUGUACCGACACAUUUUCUCAAGCAGAUAGUACCAGCAAUAACAGAACCCCUGUUGGAAAUAAUUAACUCUUCACCCAGCAGUGGGUA